Ustilaginoidea virens is the source of this 816-nucleotide messenger RNA. RefSeq lists its product as uncharacterized. The record is from RefSeq and is a predicted model, not a curated record. The transcript has a single exon. Lineage: Eukaryota; Fungi; Ascomycota; Sordariomycetes; Hypocreales; Clavicipitaceae. The coding region runs from base 1 to 816 and encodes 271 amino acids. Gene Ontology annotation, molecular function: acyltransferase activity, transferring groups other than amino-acyl groups.
AUGGGCACCCCGUUUAUAUCUAUCCUCGAACCUAGUAAACUGGACAGUUUUGAGAGAGGCAAGCCGCAUGACCAGCAGUCCGCGAAUGUUCCCAAAGUCUUUAUCGAUGCCAUGGAGGUGCGUGAGAGCGUCUUCGUCGAGGAACAAAAGGCUCCCUUGGAGAAUGAGCUCGACAGUGACGAUUCUCGGUCAUGUCACUGGGUAGUAUAUGCCAGUGUCAACAAGACGGAAGAGACAGAAGUGCGUGACCAAGACGGAAAUGUCAUUCAACCGAGGAAAAGUUCCACCCGGACAACUCCUAUUGGCACCAUCCGCCUUGUUCCCUUCCCGCACGAACCUCACCCGAGAAUAGGAGCUCAAUACUGGAAGGGCCAGUUGACCCAUGGCAAGGAACGCCAAUCCCCGAACAUCAAGUCCCUUCCUAUAACGGCAGCCACGGAUCGGCCUACGACUUUCCAUGACGGAAAAGAGCCAUAUGUGAAGCUGGGCCGACUUGCCGUGGUCAAGGAGUAUCGCGGCAACGGUUUAUCAGGACUUUUAGUCCAGACCGCCCUGUCCUGGUUGAGAUCCGACCCGUCCUUUUUCGACCCCAGUAUCACCGAGAUGGGCCUGGAGCAGAUGGGUGCGUCGAACGAGGCAGACAUACCCAAGUGGGGUGGUCUUGUCUGUGUUCACGCCCAUGAGGAGGCAGUGGAAAUGUGGGCGAGAUGGGGCUUCCAAGUAGAUGACGGCAUGGGCAAGUGGUGGGAACAAGGUAUUCCUCAUGUUGGCAUGUUCAAGAGGUUGGACAUUGGGCCUAGGAAAGUCCGCAUCUAG